UCAAUGCCCCCCACACCUAAAACCCUAAAUCGAACUCCCAAGAACCCUCAAGAAAACUCCACACUCAAACACCAAGCUCAAAGGAAGCUUCGCUUCUUCUCGCGCAGGUUAUCAUCAAUCUCCGAUGGGGACCAAGCGGAGCUCGAGCGGUGCGGAGGAAGUAGCAGCGAUCGAUCCGGCGGAGGAAGCCAAUGGCGACGCCGCCGCCGCCGAACCGUCGAAGAAGAAGAAGAAGCUGCUCAAGGAGAACGGCGGUUCGCCUCCCUCUGCGGCCGCAUUGCCGAGUUCGGUGAAGCCGAUGGAGAGGAGGAAGAAGAGGAAGGCGCUCGACAAGGAGCGGCACCGCGCUUCUCUGGAUGACCGAGAGCCGAAGCCGAAGGAAGCGGCCGCGGAGGAGAGAGCGGAUGGAGAACGCGGCAAUCCGCUGCCCGAGUUUCACAUUAACGUGUUUGGGGAUUUGGCGUCGGCGGACGCUUCGGUUAGGGAGGCGGCGGUGGAGACGCUGGUGACGGAGCUGGGGGCGGUUCAGAAGGCGUACGAUGGGCUCGAGGAGAAGGAGCUGGUUGAUAUUGGAGCGAAGUUGGAAGCUGAGAAGGAUGAUGGAUUGAAGGAUUGCGCGCCUUCCGUGAAGUAUGCCGUGCGGAGGCUCAUUCGCGGAGUUUCUUCGUCGAGAGAGUGUGCAAGACAGGGUUUCUCCUUGGGUUUGACUCUGUUAGCCAGUACUGUUCCUACCAUUCGGGUGGAAUCCUUAUUGAAACUUUCUGUCGACUUAUUAGAAGUUUCUUCGUCGAUGAAGGGUCAGGAAGUGAGGGAUUGCCUUUUGGGCCGUUUAUUUGCUUAUGGUGCCCUAGCUCGCUCUGGGAGACUAGUCAAGGAGUGGCUUUCUGACAAACGUACUCCAUACAUCAGAGAAUUCACUGGUCUUCUUAUUUCCCUUUCAGCCAAGAAGAGGUAUUUGCAAGAACCAUCUGUCAGUGUUCUUCUGGACUUGGUCGAAAAGUUACCUUCUGAGGCCGUGAUCAGUCAUGUUGUUAGAGCUUUAGGCAUUCAAGAAUGGUUUGCUGGGGCUGCUGAAAGUGGAAAUCCUGAUGCAUUGCUUCUAGCGCUGAAAAUCCGUGACAGAAUUUCUGGUGAUAACCCAGUAUACGGAAAACUUCUGCCAAAUCCAUUCAGUGCCAGCAAAUUUUUUACUUCAGAACAUUUGUCUUAUCUAAGUAAUUGCUUCAAGGAAUCUACAUUUUGCCAACCUCGUGUUCAUAGUGUGUGGCCUGUGCUGGUGAAACUUCUUUUGCCUGACCCGGUUUUGCAGGAUGAAGAUGCGGCAGCUUUCUCAGGCUCUUUAAAGAAGCAGAAAAAGGGCCGCAAGACUGGUCCUUCUGAUGAAGACACUGCAAAGGACCUGCAGUGCUUUAUUGAAGUUGUGAUCGAAGGAUCCCUUCUGUUGUCAUCACAUGAUCGUAAACACUUGGCAUUUGAUGUCCUCCUCCUUCUCUUCCCAAGGAUGCCGGCAUCUUUUAUCCCUCUUGUUUUGUCAGACAAGAUUGUCCAGGGUUUGGUGGAUAUACUUUCAACAAGAGACUCCUGGCUGUACAAGGUUGCACAGCAUUUCCUUAAGGAACUCUCUGACUGGGUUAGGUAUGACGAUGUCCGGAGAGUUGCCGUUAUUGUGGCUCUGCAGAAGCAUAGCAAUGGGAAAUUUGAUAUAAUUACUCAGACGAAGACAGUCAAAAAUCUUUUGGCUGAGUUCCAAACCGAAUCUGGUUGCAUGCUGUUUAUUCAGAGCUUAACAAAUAUGUUUGUGGAUGAUGGUCCUGCUUCCGAGGAACCCUCAGAUCAGAGUCAAACAACUGAUGACAACUCAGAGAUUGGAUCAAAUGAGGAUAAAGAUUCUAUUUCUGCUGUUGGAAACACAGAUUCCUUGAAGAUUUGGAUCGUUGAUUCUGUCCCUGGUAUAUUGAAGUACUUGAAACUGGAUUCCGAAGCGAAGUUUCGGGUGCAGAUAGAAAUUCUGAAGUUUUUAGCUGUUCAAGGCCUUUUUACUGCAUCUCUUGGCUCUGAAGUGACAUCUUUUGAGUUGCAAGAGAAGUUCAGAUGGCCAAAAGCAGCUACUUCAACUGCUCUCUGCAGAAUGUGUAUUGAGCAGCUUCAGUUGUUACUGGCAUCUGCCCAAAAAGGGGAUGGCUCACGAGCUUCAGUGAAUGCUGUUGAGCAAGGUGAUCUAGGCUCUUACUUUGUUCGGUUCCUUUGCACCCUACGUAACAUUCCUUCUGUUUCACUCUUCCGGACUUUGAGUGAUGAUGAUGAGAAGGCAUUCAAAAAGUUGCAGGCAAUGGAAACUAGGCUUUCUAGAGAGGAAAGGAGCAGCGAACCAAGCCCUGUUGUACAUAAAUUGCAUGCAUUGAGGUACUUGCUUAUCCAGCUACUUCUUCAAGUGCUUCUUCGGCCUGAAGAAUUUGCGGAAGCUGCUUCGGAACUUGUUAUAUGCUGUAAGAAGGCCUUUUCUAGUCCUGAUCUGCUUGAAUCAUCUGGAGAAGAUGAGCCGAGUGGUGGUGAUGGAGCACCUGAGUUACUGGAUGUGCUCGUUGAUACACUGCUAUCUUUGCUACCUCAAUCAUCAGCGCCAAUGAGGGUUGCAAUAGAGCAGGUUUUCAAACAUUUCUGCUCUGAUGUCACCGAUGAUGGGUUACGGCGGAUGCUACGGGUCAUAAAGAAAGAUAUAAAGCCAGCCAGACAUCGGAACGCAGAGAGUGAGGAUGAUGAUGAUGAAGACGAUGAGGAUGAAGACUUCCUUGGGAUUGAGGAAGAUGAGGAAGUUGAUGAAGCCGAGACGGGUGAAACGGCUGAGACUGAUGACUCCGAGACAGUGAUUGGAGAUUUGGAAAGUGGUAGAGAAAUUCCGGAAGAUUCCGAGGAGUCUGAUGGAGGAAUGGAUGACGAUGCAAUGUUCCGCAUGGAUACUUAUCUUGCUCAGAUUUUCAAGGAGAGAAAAAGUCACGGUGGGGGUGAAACAGCUCAUUCCCAACUUGUUCUCUUCAAACUGCGUGUUCUCUCCUUGCUGGAGAUGUACCUUCAUGAAAAUGCAGGUAAACCUCAAGUUCUGUUGGUGUACUCAAAUCUGGCUCAAGCAUUUGUCAAUCUUCAUAAUGUGGAAGGUAGUGACCAGCUUGGCCAACGUAUAUGGGGAAUUUUGCAAAAGAAAAUUUUCAAAGCCAAGGAUCAUCCGAAAGGUGAAGCGAUACAGCUUUCUUCUCUCGAGUCUUUGUUGGAAAGGAACUUGAAAUUGGCUUCAAAACCUUUUAAGAGAAAAUCUGUUGGUAACCCAUCCAAGAAGCCGUCUGCCUCGAGGAAUCGACACAAAAUGAUUACUUCCCUUGCACAGAAUUCAACGUAUUGGAUAUUGAAAAUAAUAGAUGGAAGAAACUUUCAAGAAUCUGAGCUGCAGAAGGUCCUGGAUAUUUUCCGUGGUGUUAUGGUCGGUUUCUUUGAUAGCAAAAAGUCACAGAUAAAAUCUCAAUUUCUGAUAGAAAUAUUCAGAAGGAGGCCAUGGAUAGGGCAACAUCUUCUUGGCUUCCUUCUUGAGAAGUGUAGCUCUGCAAAAUCAGAUUUUCGGCGAGUUGAGGCACUCGAUCUUAUACACGAGAUCUUGCGGUCAUUGGUACCUCCUAAUCCAGAUGAACAACAGCAGGAGAGGUCAAAGAAAUUGGUGAAAAAACAUCUGAAGAAGCUUGGUCACUUGAUAGGGGAGAUGGUAAAGAACAUGCCGAAGAAACAGUCGAGGCGUGCUGAAGUUCGCAAGUUUUGUAGCAGGGUCUUUCAAAUCAUGUCGACCCUUAACCUAACAAAGCCUUUUCUAAAGGAUCUAGCCCCUGAGGCUCAAGCUGCCUGUGAAUCUCAACUUGGUGAGUUGUUCACCAAUUUCAGAAAGAGCGGUGACUGAAGGCAUUUGCAGGUAUUUAUACAGUCAGUUCAUAGCAGAUACUUGGAGAAAGAAUUUGUUGCUCGCCAGGCCCGCACUUGAUGCUAAUAUAGCACACCUGAGUUUCGGCUGUUUGAUCACUACGGGCACCAAUUUUUGGCAGGGACACUCUUAUAUUCUCAUGCCUCGUAGCCUGCUAUGAUGGUCGUAUAUCCUCGAGCCUCAUCGCUCCCAAGAGAGUAUUCGAAAAGUCAUAGCAGCAUCUUACCGCAGUCCCUAGUGGUGGUUGGUUUUGUAGUUAAGUUUAGAAAUCCAUUUCUGUGCAUUAAAUUUUGUCAUGUCCUAUCAAGGUUGGAACUUUUGGUUGCCAAAUUUUGUACGAGGUCGUCUGCUCGACCUUCAUUUUGUUGUUCUCCAACUGAUUAAUUGAAAUACGUUACCAUGAGAUUAUAAAAUCAUAUGCUCAUUUGUAUUCGAUGCA
Molecule: messenger RNA, 4397 nt
Organism: Syzygium oleosum
Lineage: Eukaryota; Viridiplantae; Streptophyta; Magnoliopsida; Myrtales; Myrtaceae
Exons: 8
Coding region: 125-3937 (1270 amino acids)
Biological process (GO): regulation of DNA-templated transcription
Cellular component (GO): nucleolus
Molecular function (GO): transcription factor binding; DNA binding
Source: RefSeq, a predicted model, not a curated record